UCCCGUGUGUUUCCGGUAUCCGAUAUCCUGGGAACGAGCCAAGAUGGCGACCGCUGGCAACAACACUUCCGUCCCCUCCGCUUGUUGCCUCCUUGUUUCCUUGUUUUUAUGUUUACUGGUUUACGCACAGGCACACAGAUGUUCACAUCAGGUUCCCAAGCCCAACGAGGUUGUCCAUGGUGUCCACAUAGAGCCAGCACAUAUAGUCAAGAAGAGAAGUCUAGAUCAACCAUUGAGAAUACACCUUGUUUAUGACAGUAGCAUAGAACAAUUAUCAACAGAGAAGAAAGACCUAGUGAAGAAUGUUUUGUUCCCUCGAGCCAAGGAGUUCCUACAAAACACUUUAUAUGUAAGGGGGACAGGUGUGCCUAUAUUGUUAGAUCGUCAGUGCCAGACAGGCCAUGCAGUGAUCCUGGAGAAUGACCCUCACCUGUGCUGUGAGACGGCCUGUAAUGUCACCACCAGGUGUGGAGAGGUUCAGGUACCUGAGGAACAUCUCAGACAGUGCCGGGUUUGGACCCAUCAGACUGGCUGUAACCUGGUGGGUAAUCCCUCAGGACCAGGGGUGGCCAGUGCUGACUUCAUCCUGUAUGUGUCAGCCAAACAGACUGACCGCUGUGGGGUGGACGACACUGUCGCUUAUGCUGCUUACUGCCAACUGGAAGCUGCUCUGGACAGGCCUGUUGCAGGCUAUGCCAAUCUGUGCCCAAAUGUCAUCUCCACCAAGCCUCACGAGUUUGCCAGCCUACUGUCCACUGUCAAGCAUGAGAUGAUCCAUGCCUUGGGCUUUUCCUCCGGCCUCUUUGCAUUCUACCGAGAUGAGAAUGGAAACCCUCUGACAAACAGAAGUGCUAAUGGAAAGCCAGUCUUCAAUGACCAACGUGGAGUUUACCAGUGGAGCGAUCGCGUGAUCCAAGAGGUCACGUACCCAGAGUGGCACGUCCGCGGUGGUCGCAUCCUCCAGCAUAAAGUCAACGUUAUCAUCACGCCAAAAGUCGUGGAAGAAAUAAGGAACCAUUUUAACUGUCCAGAUCUGAGAGGAGCUGAAAUAGAGAAUCAGGGGGGUGCUGGCACAGAAUGGAAUCACUGGGAAAAGCGGUUACUUGAGAGUGAAGCUAUGACAGGAUCUCAUACCCAAAACAGAGCCUUCUCCAGGCUAACUCUAGCACUGAUGGAGGAUACAGGGUGGUACAGAGCUAACUAUGACAUGGCUGAGCCUUUGCUAUGGGGGAAGAACCUGGGUUGUGAUUUUGCCAAGAAAAGCUGCAAGUAUUGGAUUGACUCUCAGACACAAAAAGGGGAGUUGGUUGCACCCUACUGUAACACAGUACAACAGAACCCUCUCCAGCUGAGGUGCAGCAUUGACAGGGUGUCUGUAGCACUGUGCAACCUCCAGAACUACGGCAGACCCAUUCCCGAGGAAUACCAGUAUUUUGACAGCAUCCCUGGUCAAGAUAAUACUGCUCUACAAAACUAUGGAGGUGGAGUGGCCUUGGCAGACUAUUGCCCCUUCAAUCAGGAGUUCAACUGGCAGUCAGAUGGUGUGUUCUCCAGGGCAUCCAACUGUGACACGGCAGAAAACGCCCCCUCAGACAGGGAUAACUUUGCCCUGGAAUAUUACGGCCAGGACUCCAAGUGUGUAGAACAGGGCAGUGCUUGGACAAAGGAAGACUGUAGGCAAAGGGCUUCGGCUGUCGACUGGGGCAGUGGCUGCUAUCAGUACCGCUGUACCAAUGAAGGGCUGAUCGUGGUGGUAGCAGGCAAGGAAUAUCGCUGUUACAGAAAAGGACAAGAGUUGUCUGUUGCAAUGGUGAAAGGCUCCUGGCUGCACACAGGCAGUCUGGUUUGUCCUUCCUGUGAAGAAAUGUGUUGGGAUAAUUUACAAAUCACCUGCCCAGCAGAAAUAGACCCUCCAAAUCUGUCUACAGCCUCAACCAGACCACAGGUCCCCUGCGGAACUAUUCAGAGCGUUUCGGAAUCACCUGGUCGAACAGCAACUCUGGGAAUGUUGUUCCUCAACCUCAUUCCACUAUUGGUCGGAAUCCUACUGUGCAAUACACCUUAGGCAGUGCUAUUAGGUCACAUCAAAUAUCGGAUUUCUUGGUACUUAGAUUUGCACACUUCAUUUUGUUUAAAAAAAAAAGUAGGUAUAUGAAAGAUCACAUAUACUAUUUGGGAUGUGAAUCAAUCCAAAUAUGCUUUUGUAUAUGGCCCUAACCUUUCCUAUUUUUAGUUGCUUUUUAUUCAUGCAUUACAAGAUGAAAAUCCAUAGUUUAAAUGUUAUCCUGCAUAGUAUGUUACUUUUUGGUAGCAAGUGGGUCGAUCGCAGGAUGCAUUUUUUAAAUAAUUUCUAUUUUGCCCGCAUAUAUAAGCUCCAUUAUUUUCUUACACAAAUCUUAAACCAAGAUACUAAAUUAGUAUAGUUUGGCCUUAAGCGUCAUUUAAAAAAUGUAUUUUUAACUUGUAUACCUCUACAUUCCCAGUGGAGAUGUGAUGUAACAUGGGAUCGGUAGUCUUCUGUCACAGAAUAAAUAAUUAUGAUAAGGAAUAUUGACAGUUGCAGUAAUAACAAGAUUUGAUUCAGGGUGUUGAAAUCGUCCUAAUAUGUGCCAUCAUUUUUCCAAGAGUAACAGCAAUACAACACAGUGAUUUUUAGGAGAGGAAUUAUUCUAGGACGAAAAUUGAUAAGAUUUCUUUAAUCAUUAGUAGGGAUCAAAUAGAUGCAAGCAAAGGAUUAACAUUUAUAACGGCGCAUCACUGGCUACAGGAAAUAGAGCAGCUAACUUUACAUCUUUAAUACAUAAACAUGACUGUGAGAAAAGUGGUCAUUAACAACAAAUUUAUAUGAUUUUGUUGCAAAUUAUGGAAGUAAUACAGCAGAGCUAUAUAUAGUGAUUUCUGCACACUUUGUCCCAUCUUUUUCAGACUAUUUUUUUUAAUUGCUUCAUCAAAAAGGCUUCAAACUUUGUACAAAUGUAGAUUAAACAUUCACUAACCUUGUUAGAUGGUAGCUACAUGUAACACUAAUACAUGGGCAGCAUGUAAUGUGGGUUGACAUAUGCGUAGCAGUGCUCCUAAUUCCUCGUCAUGCCGUGAACUUAAUUUUGUUGCGUGUUGCAUUUUUUCCUGAUUAUUAGAUUUAAGAUGCAUUACAAUCCACCGUAUUCAAUUAAGUCUAAUGAAAAUCAAGGAAUUCAAAAAUCAGUGAAGUACAUGAUUUAGCAUGUAUGGUAAAAAUGGUGUUAUCUUUAAUGUUUUAAUUUAAAAAGUAAUCUAUGUAAUUUAUUUCUGUUUAUACCUUGCAACUAUAUAAUUUUGUAAAUCAAACAUUCAACGUUUUGAUUAAUUUCUUGAAAGCUGCUUGUUUGAUUAUGUUGCUGGUCAACAUUUCCUCAGUUUUUUUUUAAUGUUUUAAGCUUUUUAUCUAAUUCUAAAGAAAUGCUACCAUAUGCAUGGUAACUGUUUAUAUUUGCCAUUGGUGUGUUGUGAAAUGUUUUGAUGACAGCUGUAGUAAGCAAUAGCCACUGAAGGUUUGACAAGGCCUGUAAUAGGCUACAAAGUAUAUUAACAGUAACAUUGCACCAAAUUAGUGGGCAUUUACUGGCCCACUACUGUUAUGGUGUUUCAAGAACUCAAAAGAAAUAUAUGUCUUUUUUUCUUCUUCUUUGCAUUGCAAAAAAAAAACAGGCAAUAAAGCGUCCAUCCUUCAUUUCAUUCCUUUGGAUAAAACUUUACAAAAGACAUUCAUAUUGCAGUAAUUAAUAAGAAAGCAUCUGGUGUACAUUUUUUCUGCUUAUCCAUCUUAUAUUUCCAAGUAUAGUUCCAGACUACUUUGCAAGUGAAAAAAAAACUGCUGUGUGAAUCAUAGCAACAGUAUGUGUGCUGGAACGUUUAGAUUAUUUUACCAGUCAUGUUUUGCAAAGAGGACUUAAAAGUGUUCCCAUUCACAGCUUGUUAGUGACUAUGACUGCUGGACCUUUCUUGAGUAUUGUGAGUUUUUCGUAGUGUUCUCAGGGUGUAACUGUAGAAAGUUGUUUUGCUUGUAUUGAUGAUGUUUUUGGGACAAAUAUUGUCUAUAGAAUAUUCAUUUGAAUAUUCUGUUGAUUAUCCAUAGAUAAUUGUUUUAUGUGUUUGUUGUUGAUGUGAAAGUUAUAUUUACCUUGUGCGUUUCAUGUCAUAGUGUAUUGUGAAGAAACUGGGGACACAAAACAAAAAUGGAUUGGAAAAAUCCACAUAAACCUACACAUAUCAGAAAUGUUUUGUUUCACUUUAUGAUAAGAUCACUGUGUUUUGCUAACAUGUGGAAUAUUGUGAUGAAAAUGCAUUUGACUGUAAAGAAGUAAAUAUUGAUAUUGUACAUCCGAUGUUUGUAUUUUUUUAUUUCAUUUGGUAGUAGUAGAUUGUGAUAAUACGCCCAAGUGACCACCUCUAUAAGCAGGCCAUCUGGCCAUAACGACCGAUUUUCUCGGUCCCGAUAUAUUCCACAAUGUGCUAGCUACAACUGUUGCAGGCGUCCCAAG
Branchiostoma belcheri (Belcher's lancelet) is the source of this 4520-nucleotide messenger RNA. Its product is annotated as leishmanolysin-like peptidase. Gene Ontology annotation, biological process: cell adhesion; proteolysis. Lineage: Eukaryota; Metazoa; Chordata; Leptocardii; Amphioxiformes; Branchiostomatidae. Gene Ontology annotation, molecular function: metalloendopeptidase activity. Gene Ontology annotation, cellular component: membrane; cytoplasm. The transcript is spliced from 19 exons. The record is from RefSeq and is a predicted model, not a curated record. Bases 44 to 2065 code for a protein of 673 amino acids.